AUGACCGAACACAGCGUCGCCAUCCAUGCGGGCAAGGAUGGCAACUUCCGCCGUCAAGUCUCCUCCUUCCGCAAUACGAUCUCCAAAGUGGGACCUCACCAACCCGAAAAGGGCCGAUACAUCCUCUACUGCGCCCUCAUCUGUCCCUGGGCGUCUCGCACCUUGCACGUCCGAGCGCUCAAACAGCUCGAAGAUAUCAUCGAUGUCGCCGUCGUACAUUACACUUUGACGCCCAACGGAUGGCCAUUCGAGAUCACUGACAAGGCCGAGACAGGAGACCCUCUCUAUGGCUGCGAAAACACAAAGGAGCUCUACCUGAAGGCCGAUCCCAACUACUCGGCCCGAUACACAGUGCCCAUCCUGUGGGACAAAAAGCUCGAGACGAUUGUCAACAAUGAGUCGUCCGAGAUCAUUCGCAUCCUCUACACCGCUUUCGACGAUUUGCUGCCAGAAGACAGCCCAGCCAAAGGCAAGACGUACUACCCCAUCGAUCAGCCCGAAGCCAUCCGAAAGAUCGACGAGCUCAACGAGUGGAUCUACCCCAACAUCAACAACGGCGUCUACAAGACGGGGUUCGCGACCACGCAAGAGGUGUACGACAAGGAAGUCGACAAUCUCUUCUCAUCGCUUGACCGGCUCGAGACGCUGCUGUCGGAUGGAAGGGAGUACUUGGUUCCCGAGGUGGGGCUGAGCGAUGCGGACAUCCGUCUGUACCCAACGCUCGUCCGCUUCGAUGUGGGCUACCAUACGCUGUUCAGGUGUAACAUCAAGAUGAUCCGACACGACUAUCCGCACAUCCAUCGAUACCUGCAGAGGCUUUACUGGGGCGAGAAGGCGUUUAGCGACUGGACCAACUUCGAACACAUCAAGCGAGGGUACUCUCGUGUUGGAGGCAACGCGGGGAUCGAGCCGAGGGGACCGUUGCCUCAUAUGUUGCCACUAGAUGCUUAG
Kalmanozyma brasiliensis GHG001 is the source of this 951-nucleotide messenger RNA. Its product is annotated as Glutathione S-transferase, N-terminal. NCBI's taxonomy places the organism in Eukaryota, Fungi, Basidiomycota, Ustilaginomycetes, Ustilaginales. Gene Ontology annotation, cellular component: cytoplasm. The record is from RefSeq and is a predicted model, not a curated record. The transcript has a single exon. Gene Ontology annotation, molecular function: glutathione transferase activity. Bases 1 to 951 code for a protein of 316 amino acids.